AUGCUCAAUAAAUUUAAGAGGCCGAAAUAUUCGGCAGGUGAAAGAGCUAGCUUUGUUGACAUUUCCACUUGGUCGCAACACUUUCGUCAUUUUGUUUUGGAUCAUCUAAAUAUCGAUGGUGUCUUCUUACUCCGUCUGAUUGCAAAUAAUGCAGGAGACCUGGCUGCACGCGAACUUAUAGGAUGGUUGUGGCGCCUAUAUAGAGCCCGUAUUGAUGGACCAUCUGAGCCAGAAGACAUCGGGGUAACUGAGAUGACUUCAUUUCCUGUUAAGAAGGAUUCCCAAUCCCAGACGUUUACACAACCACAUAUAGAGAGGAUAAAAGACUAUAGACCGACAUCUACUAACCAGCCUUCAAUGGAUGCAGAUUUUGUUUAUACAUAUGAGUCAAAGUUACAUAUGCAGCCCAUUUGGCCACCUUAUGUUUCGGCUUCAAAUAUAGAUGUUAAUGAAACUUUAUUUGAUCAAAAUAUAUUACCGAACAAAACGGAAAUCAAACAAUCAAAAAUUCCUAUUUAUGCUUCAUCAUUAUUUAAAAAUACUAGACGACGCGGUCAGGCACCCAACCCUCCAACGCAAAAUAACCAUUCGUUGAAUAUACUAACCCCCCAGGAUCCCUUAAUUAGAUCAAAAGCUACGCAAGUGGCAACUCAUAUUGCUAAAUUAUCAUACACUCACAUGGAGGAGAAUGAUAAUCGAAAUACGGACAAAGAAGAAUCUAAAGCAGAAUUAAGCCUUAAGAAAACUAAUGGCACACAUAGUAAUUUGAUAACUGGGAUAGGGCUUAAUCUCCCCAUAAAUGAAUAUGGGAUUGAGGAGAAUGAUGCAAUAAAGGCAAUUGUGAAAAUUAGUAGAGAAAGCGACGACCCGAAAGAUAUAAUAUUCAGCCAUAUUUAUAAUGAAAAUGGACAAAAUUUUAACGAUUUCUCAAACAACCACGAGGAUGGGACUACUGGAAGUGAAGAUAGCAUCGUGUAG
Messenger RNA from Protopolystoma xenopodis, 978 nucleotides. The record is from the annotation of a GenBank genome assembly. Lineage: Eukaryota; Metazoa; Platyhelminthes; Monogenea; Polystomatidea; Polystomatidae.